This is a messenger RNA of Lineus longissimus, 2323 nucleotides long. RefSeq names its product protein cereblon-like. The coding region runs from base 299 to 1618 and encodes 439 amino acids. Gene Ontology annotation, cellular component: Cul4A-RING E3 ubiquitin ligase complex. NCBI's taxonomy places the organism in Eukaryota, Metazoa, Nemertea, Pilidiophora, Heteronemertea, Lineidae. The transcript is spliced from 8 exons. The record is from RefSeq and is a predicted model, not a curated record. Gene Ontology annotation, biological process: protein ubiquitination.
CAUGCAUCUUGUGAUGUUUCCUUCGCAUUGUUGAGAAAAGUGUCCUUCAUCAUAGAAAAUCCCCAGUCCCAGAGCUGGAUGAUGAGUGCAUAUGCACAUUCAUUGCAUUGGCGGGCAGUGCAGAAAAUGGAUCACAACGCCGCCUGGAGGACAUGUGGCCAUAAGUUCGUACUAAGUGAUCAGGGAUGUAAAUGUUCAUUUCAUUUAGCCUCUACCUGAAUACAACAUUGUCGGGGAUGAAGAUGAUGAUGAUGAGAUAGAGUUGGAAGAAGAGCCCCAAGACUUUCCACCUACAGACAUGGCAGAAGGUAAUGCAGAAGCAGGAGGUGAUGAAUCUAAGAAGAAAAGUGAUAAAGAUGAAAAGAAAAAGAAGAAGGAACGAAGAGGGAGUGAAGUUAAUUAUGACAGGUCAUUACCAGCUGCACACUCAUACCUGGGCUCAGAUUUAGAAGAACUCCAUGGACGUACAAUCCACGAUGACGACUCUUACCAAAGUCUACCCCUGCUGAGUUUACCUGGUGUGGUGCUGGUCCCUGGGCAGACGUUACCUUUACACAUAUUCCAGCAACAGAUUGUCUCCAUGAUUAGGCACUGUGUCAACACUGACAAGACAUUUGGUUUAGUCAAUUCAAGGUACCUCAGUGAUGACUUCGUCCCAACGUUAGCGAACAUUGGUACCACAGCUGAGAUUUUAUCUCUGAAAGAAGACUCGGAUGAUGCCACAGGAAUCUCAGAAGUUAAGAUGAAGGCUAUCGGCCGGCAGAGGUUUCGAGUCAUGGAGACAAGGAGACAGACUGAUGGGGUUGUCAUGGCACAGGUCCGAAUCCUCCCAGAAAAGGUGUUAUCAGAGUGUUUGUUUGGUGCUCGUCCACAGUCGCAAUGCAAGUGUUGCUUUUUGGAGCCGGUAAAGAAGAGGGAAGUUGUCCAGUCAGUAGCUGUCAAUAGAAGUGGCAAUUAUUUCACGUACCCAUCUUCAACGAAGCGGCGGAAGAUUGAUCGAUUUACUGCAGCAGAUGUGACCUGGUGGCCGCCAUGGGUGUACCGACAGUACGAUGUGAUUUACCUUAUGGAAAGUAUGAAGAAUGAACUCACAAGUUGGAAUGAUACUAUCCAGGGUGACCGGAUGCCACAAGAUCCAGUCGAGUUUUCAUUCUGGGUGGCUGGCAACCUGCCGCUAGAUGACAGCAUGAAGUUACGACUGCUCCAAAUUGACAAUGCUGUACAAAGAUUAAGAUGUGAAUUAAGCAUCAUGCAGAAGUGUACUAAACUCUGUUGUCGAGAGUGUGGCCAUCACAUCGCCAACAAGAAUGAUGUGUUCACGCUGUCGUUGGAGGGCCCGAUGGGGACGUUUGUCAAUCCUGGUGGUUAUGUUCAUGAAACUCUUACAGUAUUCAAGGCUCAAGGUCUCACAUUUAUCGGUCGACCAUCAACAGAACAUAGUUGGUUCCCAGGCUAUGCCUGGACAAUAUUACAGUGUCGACAUUGCGCCAGUCACAUGGGAUGGAAAUUCACUGCACACAAAAAGAAGUUAAAACCAGAUAAAUUUUUCGGCCUGACACGGACGGCAAUCAUUCCUGGAUUGGACAAUCAGGAACAUGAAUGGAUGCCAUCGAUUUGAAUGACAGUUGACUAACAGAAAAUGUUGUUGGAAAACAAUAGACUAAAUGAAGCAUAUAAACUUCGGAUUGGUGCGAAAUGAAUAUUUUGAGGCUAGAUUUAUAGACAGUCUUAACUAGAUCAUGAAAGAGAGUAAGACAAAGUGUUUAAAACAAGAGAGAUUAUGGGAAUAUGAUGCACAGAAUGUACAUAGAUGUACAAAUGAACUUUAAUUUAAAACCUGUUGCAGGCGAGUCCUAAUACAUACCUGUGGCUAUACUUGUACACAUUUCUUGUGUAUUGGAGAGUUCACACAUACCGUAUUUGCAUGAUGUUUGCAAAUUAUAUGUGAGCAGAUGUCUUUGUUUUGUAUUGAAAUUAUGAAAAUGCUUGUUAAAUGUUAUAUUUUUUAUCUCAGAUUUCUCAUGCCUAAAAUUCCAGUUGUCUUUGGGCUGAUAUUUUUUAGUGUGAAAAAAGUCCAUAUGUUUUAAAGGAGAGAACACUUUUGUGUUCAAGGUUUGAUGGUGUAAAUCUUGACAGUUUCUGCUGUUUCAAAAUGCGGGUUUAAAUUUAAACAGAUUUCAAACUUCAUUCUAGGGGAAAAGUUAUGUUGGCUAAAUGGGACUCAUAUAGACUCCUGCUCGCAUGUAGGCUAGGAAGAGUAGAGCUUAAUGAUCAAUGUGGCAAAUAUUAUGUGCAAUCAUUCAAAUAAAUGAGGUUGGAGUUA